Onychomys torridus (southern grasshopper mouse) is the source of this 759-nucleotide messenger RNA. RefSeq names its product small vasohibin binding protein (gene Svbp). The transcript is spliced from 3 exons. The record is from RefSeq and is a predicted model, not a curated record. Gene Ontology annotation, biological process: protein secretion; negative regulation of protein ubiquitination. Lineage: Eukaryota; Metazoa; Chordata; Mammalia; Rodentia; Cricetidae. Gene Ontology annotation, cellular component: apical part of cell. Bases 188 to 499 code for a protein of 103 amino acids.
CCCCGAGCCGCCAUCUUGCUGCGGAGGGUCCGGGAGGGCGGGGCUGGCUGAGGGCGCUGCCGAGAACCGAGUGGCUUACCCCUCGGCCUCAGAGACCCGGCCGUGGCGCACGCCCCCGGGUUGGAGCUGCUCUCUCGGGCCUUCUCGUCUGCUGCUCACCCGGUGUCGGUAGGGAAAGGCCCAGGAAAUGACUGCUGUCCCAUUGUGCAGGAAACUGAGACUCAGAAGUAAGGAGGAGACUGGACUAGGAACGCACAGCGAGGUCAGAGCUGACCAGGAAGCGUUCAGAAGCCAAGCCAUGGAUCCACCUGGCCGGAAAGAAAAAUCCAAAGUUAAAGAACCUGCCUUCAGAGUGGAGAAGGCUAAGCAGAAAUCUGCGCACCAGGAGCUGAAGCAAAGACAAAGAGCAGAGAUCUACGCUCUCAACAGAGUCAUGACGGAGCUGGAGCAGCAGCAGUUUGAUGAGUUCUGUAAGCAAAUGCAGCCACCUGGGGAGUGAGCCAGCCCAUCCUAGUCAGAGCACCUGGAGCCUCAGAACUAACUAAACAAGCCUUGUGGAGACCUCUGCACUGAACUUCCUGUAGGUAACUUCCUCCACGCUGGUUCCUCCUCUAAGAACCGGCCCAGUGCUUGCUGGGUAGACUUUUCAUCUGGGACAGCAGAUUUUUUAAAAGGCCUUUUUUCUACUGUGUGAGAAAAAUCAUUGUUUCUAGUGAAACUGUGUGUCUUCCCUAAAAAGAAUAAAAUACAAAAUGUUCA